Messenger RNA from Cuculus canorus (common cuckoo), 4227 nucleotides. RefSeq names its product SET domain containing 1A, histone lysine methyltransferase (gene SETD1A). The transcript is spliced from 20 exons. The record is from RefSeq and is a predicted model, not a curated record. Gene Ontology annotation, cellular component: Set1C/COMPASS complex. Gene Ontology annotation, molecular function: protein binding; histone H3K4 methyltransferase activity; RNA binding. NCBI's taxonomy places the organism in Eukaryota, Metazoa, Chordata, Aves, Cuculiformes, Cuculidae. Bases 89 to 4147 code for a protein of 1352 amino acids.
CGGGACCUACCGGGGACCCCCCCCGAGCCUUCCCCCCUUCCCCCCGGCGCUGAGGGGGCGGCGGAGCGGGCAGAGCCCAUGUGUGGGGAUGGAGGGCGAGGGGGGGGGUGAAGCCCCCCGACCCGCCGGCGCCCCGUGGCGCAGCUAUAAGCUCGUGGUGGAUCCGGCGCUGCGCCGCGGCGCACAGAAGGUUUACCGCUACGAUGGCCUCCACUUCAGCGUCCCCGACUCGGGGCUCGCCCCGGCAGGUGCCGUGCAGGACCCUCGGCCGCGACGGAUUUGGGCCAAACACCGUGACCUCUCCCUGCCUGUCCCUAAAUUCAAGUUGGACGAGUUCUACGUGGGACAAAUCCCCCUGAAAGAGGUAACGUUCGCUCGCCUCAACGACAACGUCCGGGAGCCCUUUUUAGCCGAAAUGUGCCGGAAAUACGGAGAAGUGGAAGAGGUGGAGAUCCUCCUGCACCCCAAAACCCGCAAACACCUCGGUUUGGCUCGCGUCCUCUUCGCCACCACCCGCGCCGCCAAAGAGACCGUCAAACACCUUCACCGCACCUCCGUCAUGGGAAACAUCAUCCACGCGCAGCUCGACGUCCGCGGGCAGCAGCGGCUGCGUCUCUACGAGCUGAUCGUCAGCGGCGCCUACACCCCCCAAACCGUCCCCACCGGCCAGGGGGACCCCGAAACGCCCCCCGAGCCUCGACGACGCUCUUCCACCGACUCCUCCUUCGCGGCCCCCCCGGGCAACGGCACCCCGGACCCCCCUACCCCAUCCUCGACUGCCGGGGGGGGUUACAGCCCCUUUCCCCUCCCGGCCCCCCCUUUUCCGCCCCCCUUCGCCGCCGAGAGCACCCCUUACGCCAGGCACGGCUUCGAAUCCUUCCCCGCGCGCCGCACGGAGCCAUCGGCGUUCCCUCGCCGUUCCGGAGCUUUCCUUUCGUAUUCCUACGACCCUCCCGGCCUUUAUUCCCGUCAACCUUCGGCUUCAUCCUCUUCCUCCUCCUCUUCCCGUCGCCGCCAACGCCCUCAACGCGAAGACGAACCUCCUCCUUCCUCUUCCUCCUCUUCCUCUUCCUCUUCCUCCACGCCGGCCGCCGCUUUUCCCGCUCCUUCCGCCACUCCUCCAUCUUUUCCCCCCUUCGGCUCUUCGGAUGCGCCCCAAGAGCAGCGAGAGUUUCGCCUCCUGAAGGCUCCCGAAGCCUUCGGCGCUGCUCCCAACGAACCUCCUCCUCCUCCUCUCCUCCUCCUCCCUCCGCCGCCGCCGCCGCUGCCGCCUCCGCCGCCGCCCCCCGUCGUUCCCAGAGGAGGGGGUUCCCCGGAUCCCGAAGCCACCCCGGAAAGCGUUCCCUUCGCCCAACACAGCAGCCUCGACUCUCGCAUCGAAGCUCUCCUCAAAGAACAACGCUCCCAUUUCUCCUUCCUCCCCGCCGACGAAGAGGACGACGAUAAAGAUCUUCCUCUUCCUCCUCAACUCCCCCCGAAAACCCCCGACGAUGCCGACGCCCCUAAAAACGGGAUCCCAACGGAUGCGGGAAGGCAAGAAGGGGGUACCCCCACCGCCACCGCCGCCGCGGGGGGAGCGGGAGAGGAGCCCCCCGAGUCGCCCAAAGCCAACGGGCAGGAGAGGCUCUCUUCCGGCGAAGAUAUGGAAAUCUCGGAAGAGGACGAUGGGGUUCCGGAACCGCCCCCCUCACCGUUACCCCCGUUACCCCCUUUCUCCUUUCUCCCGCCCCCCCGAACCGCCCCCCCAAACCUUCCCCCCCCCCCCUCAUUCCCCCUUUUGCCCCCCAUUUCCAUCAACCCCCCCCCGUACCCCCCGGUUGCUCCGCAUUUCCCUCCUAACGCUGAAGAAAGACCACCCGGUACCGAUCCGGUCCCACCGCAACCGUUACCGCCACCGCCACCACCACCUCCUGACCCCCCCGGGAAUUAUGGGAUGGAAGGGGGGCCCCCCCAAAAUAUUGGGGGUCCCAUCGAGGGGGUGUUGGCGGCUUUGGUGCAGGAGAUGAAGGCGACGAUGCAAAGGGAUCUCAACCGGAAGAUGGUGGAGAACGUGGCCUUCAGGGCCUUCGACGCGUGGUGGGAGAGGAAAGAAGAACAGGUGAAGCCGUUCCAGUCGAGCCGGCAGCGAGGAGAGGAGGAGAAGGAGCGAGCGAGGCCGAAGGAGCCCCCGGCGCUGCUGUCGUUGGUGGAGUGGGCGCGGGGGGGCGGCGCCGGAUUGCGGGGGGCCCUGCGCCUGCCUUCCUUCAAGAAAAGUAACCCCCCCCCGGCGGCCCCCCGUCCCGACGCCCCCGGAAAGCGCCGGAAGCUUUUCCGCUUGGACAGCGAAGGUCGAAGAGGCCAGCGAGGAGUCGUCCCUCGGGGAAGGAAGAGGAGGAGGAGGACGAGGCCGAAGAAGAGGAGGAACCGCGGCAGCGCCGGCGCCGGCGGAGACCGAAGGGGGGGGAACCCCCGGGGGGGCCACGUCGGGGCCACCGAGAGCCCUUGGACGGACCUCAAGGACGUUGAGUUUGGGGACAUUGAGGACAUUGAGGACCUCAAAGACGUUGAGUUUGGGGACAAUGGGGACAUUGAGGACCUCAAAGACGUUGAGUUUGGGGACAAUGGGGACAUUGAGGACAUUGAGGAUCUCAAAGACGUUGAGUUUGGGGACAUUGAGGACAUUGAGGACCUCAAAGACGUUGAGUUUGGGGACAAUGGGGACGUUGGGGACAUUGAGGACCUCAAGAACGUUGGGUUUGGGGACAUUGAGGACAUUGAGGACCUCAAAGACGUUGGGUUUGGGGACAAUGGGGACGUUGGGGACAUUGAGGACCUCAAAGACGUUGGACUUGGAUGGAAGACCCCUGCGGCCGGCACCGGUGCCGCCAUUUUCCCCGCCGCCGCCCUCCUCGCCCUCGCGGCCCACGCCGAGCGCUUGGGAGCCACUUCCUUACGGAAUUGGCUCGCGGUGGCUACCAACCCCCAGCCUGCACCGCGGCACACCUCGCCGUCUUGGCCACCGUCGCUCUCACCCACGGAGGACAGCGAGGAAGACGAUGACGACGACGAUACCACCCACUGCCAUCUUCCAUCCCAUCUCUCAGAGCACAACUACGCCAUGACGGCCCGCGGUUUUGUCCUCUACCACCGCCGCAGUUCACGGCCCGGAAGGCCUUCGCUCGAAGCCGUUGUGGCCGAAGUCCUCGAAGCCCCCCUGAGGCGCGGCCAAGAGGACAACGAGGAGGACAACGGCGACGAAGAAGAAGGGGUGAGGAGGUGGUUAAGGCCGCGCGGCCCUCAACCGACGCCGCCGCGUGAGUUUCCGCCGCGCAGCGAAUUCGAGCAGAUGACCAUUCUCUACGACAUUUGGAGCUCCGGGUUGGACGCUGAGGACAUGAGGUUCCUGCGCGUCACCUACGAGCGGUUACUGCAGGAGGACAGCGGCACUCAUUGGCUCAACGACACCCAUUGGGUGCACCACACCGUGACGCGCGGCGGUGGCCGCCAUUUGCCGGCUCCGCACCGGACGGGCAGCGCUCGCACCGAAGGCUUUUACCCCAUCAGCCGCCGCGAGAAGACGCGGUACCUCCACCCCCGCCCGCACCGACACCCCCCGGACCCGCAGGGGUCGAACCGAGUGCUGUCGGAGCGACGGUCGGAGCAGCGGCGCCUGCUGAGCGCCAUCGGAGCCACCGCGCUGCCCGACAGCGACCUCCUCAAGCUCAACCAGCUCAAGUUCCGGAAGAAGCGGCUCCGCUUCGGGCGCAGUCGUAUCCACGAGUGGGGACUCUUUGCGUUGGAACCCAUCGCCGCCGACGAGAUGGUCAUCGAGUACGUGGGGCAGAGCGUCCGACAGGUGGUGGCCGACAUGCGGGAGAAGCGCUACGCCCAGGAGGGCAUCGGCAGCAGUUACCUCUUCCGCGUGGACCACGACACCAUCAUCGACGCCACCAAAUGCGGCAAUUUGGCGCGGUUCAUCAACCACUGCUGCACGCCCAACUGCUACGCGAAGGUGAUCACCAUUGAGGCGCAGAAGAAGAUCGUCAUCUACUCCAAGCAGCCCAUCGGCGUCAACGAGGAGAUCACCUACGACUACAAAUUCCCCAUCGAGGACACCAAAAUCCCCUGCCUGUGCCGCACCGAGAGCUGCCGCGGGACCCUCAACUAGGCCCGGGGUCACCGCCGGGUCACCGCGGGCCACCAGGAUGGACGUGGGGCCACCAGGAUGGACGUGGGGCCACCAGGGUG